AUGCAGUUUGUAUCCUGGGCCACACUGCUAACGCUCCUGGUGCGGGACCUAGCCGAGAUGGGGAGCCCAGACGCCGCGGCGGCCGUGCGCAAGGACAGGCUGCACCCGAGGCAAGUGAAAUUAUUAGAGACCCUGAGCGAAUAUGAAAUCGCGUCUCCCAUCCGAGUGAACGCUCUCGGAGAACCCUUUCCCACGAACGUGCACUUCAAAAGAAGGCGACGGAGCAUUAACUCUGCCACUGACCCCUGGCCUGCCUUCGCCUCCUCUUCUUCCUCCUCUACCUCCUCCCAGGCGCAUUACCGCCUCUCCGCCUUCGGCCAGCAGUUUCUAUUUAAUCUCACCGCCCAUGCCGGAUUUAUCGCUCCACUGUUCACUGUCACCCUCCUCGGGGCGCCUGGGGUGAACCAGACCAAGUUUUAUUCCGAAGAGGAAGCGGAACUCAAGCACUGUUUCUACAAAGGCCAUGUCAAUACCAAGUCCGAGCACACGGCGGUCAUCAGCCUCUGCUCCGGAAUGCUGGGCACGUUCCGGUCCCAUGAUGGGGAUUAUUUUAUUGAACCACUACUUUCCGUGGAUGAACAAGAGGAUGAAGAGGAACAAAACAAACCCCAUAUUAUUUAUAGGCGCAGCACCCCCCAGAGAGAGCCCUCAACAGGAAGGCAUGCAUGUGACACCCCAGAACACAAAAAUGGUCACAGUGAAGAGAAGAGGAAAACCAGAACAAGAAAAUGGGGAGAAAGGAAUAACCUGGCUGAUGAUGUGGCGGUCUUAAACAGUGGCUUAGCAACAAAGGCGUAUUCUGCCUAUGGGAACAAGACGGACAGCACAAGGGAAAAGAGGACCCACAGAAGAACAAAACGUUUUUUAUCCUAUCCACGGUUUGUAGAAGUGAUGGUGGUGGCAGACAACAGAAUGGUUUUAUACCACGGAGCAAACCUUCAACACUAUAUUUUGACCCUAAUGUCAAUUGUAGCCUCUAUCUAUAAAGACCCAAGUAUUGGAAAUUUAAUUAAUAUUGUUAUUGUGAACUUAGUUGUGAUUCAUAAUGAACAGGAAGGACCUUCCAUAUCUUUUAAUGCCCAGACAACAUUAAAAAACUUUUGCCAGUGGCAGCACUCGAAGAACUAUCCAGGUGGAAUUCAGCAUGAUACUGCCGUUCUUGUAACAAGGCAGGAUAUCUGCAGAGCUCAUGACAAGUGUGAUACUUUAGGUCUUGCUGAACUGGGAACCAUUUGUGAUCCCUAUAGAAGCUGCUCUAUUAGUGAAGAUAGUGGAUUGAGUACGGCUUUUACAAUAGCGCAUGAGCUGGGCCAUGUGUUUAACAUGCCUCAUGAUGACAACAAUAAAUGUAAAGAAGAAGGAGUGAAGAAUCCCCAGCAUGUCAUGGCUCCCACAUUGAACUUCUACACCAACCCCUGGAUGUGGUCAAAGUGUAGUCGAAAAUACAUCACUGAGUUUUUAGACACUGGUUAUGGCGAGUGUUUGCUCAAUGAACCCGAAUCCAGACCCUACCCUCUGCCUCCCCAACUGCCAGGCCUCCUUUACAACGUGAAUAAACAAUGUGAAUUGAUUUUUGGACCAGGUUCUCAGGUGUGCCCAUAUAUGAUGCAGUGUAGACGGCUCUGGUGCAAUAACGUGGAUGGAGCACACAAAGGCUGCCGGACGCAGCACACACCCUGGGCCGACGGGACCGAGUGUGAGCCCGGAAAGCACUGCAAGUUUGGAUUUUGUGUUCCCAAAGAAAUGGAGGUCCCCGUGACUGAUGGAUCCUGGGGAAGUUGGAGUCACUUUGGAACCUGCUCAAGAACAUGUGGAGGGGGCAUCAAAACAGCCAUCCGAGAGUGCAACCGGCCAGAGCCAAAAAACGGUGGAAAAUACUGUGUAGGGCGGAGAAUGAAAUUUAAGUCCUGCAACACAGAGCCAUGUCUCAAGCAGAAGCGAGACUUCCGAGAUGAACAGUGUGCUCACUUUGACGGGAAGCAUUUUAACAUCAACGGUCUGCUUCCAAAUGUGCGCUGGGUCCCUAAGUACAGUGGAAUUUUGAUGAAGGACCGGUGCAAGCUGUUCUGCAGAGUGGCAGGGAACACAGCCUACUAUCAGCUCCGAGACAGAGUGGUAGAUGGAACUCCUUGUGGCCAGGACACGAACGAUAUCUGUGUCCAAGGCCUUUGCCGGCAAGCUGGAUGCGAUCAUGUUUUAAACUCAAAAGCCCGGAGAGAUAAAUGUGGGGUUUGUGGUGGCGAUAAUUCUUCAUGCAAAACAGUGGCAGGAACAUUUAAUACAGUACAUUAUGGUUACAAUACUGUGGUCCGAAUUCCAGCUGGUGCUACCAAUAUUGAUGUGCGGCAGCACAGUUUCUCAGGGAAAUCAGAGGAUGAUAACUACUUAGCUUUAUCAAGUAGUAAAGGUGAAUUCUUGCUAAAUGGAGACUUUGUUGUCACAAUGUCCAAAAGGGAAAUACGUGUUGGGAAUGCUGUGAUAGAAUACAGCGGAUCCGACAAUGUAGUGGAAAGAAUUAACUCCACAGAUCGCAUUGAUCAAGAACUUUUGCUUCAGGUUUUGUCAGUGGGAAAGUUGUACAACCCUGAUGUGCGCUAUUCUUUCAAUAUUCCAAUUGAAGAUAAACCUCAGCAGUUUUACUGGAACACUCAUGGGCCCUGGCAAGCGUGCAGCAAACCCUGCCAAGGGGAGAGGAAACGAAAACCUGUUUGCACCAGGGAAUCUGAUCAGCUUACUGUUUCUGAUCAAAGAUGCGAUCGACUGCCCCAGCCAGGACCCAUCACUGAACCUUGCGGCACAGAUUGUGACCUGAGGUGGCAUGUUGCCAGCAGGAGUGAAUGUAGUGCCCAGUGUGGUUUGGGUUACCGCACGUUAGACAUCUACUGUGCCAAAUAUAGCAGGCUAGAUGGGAAAACUGAGAAGGUUGAUGACAGUUUUUGCAGCAGUCACCCCAAACCAAGCAACCGGGAAAAAUGCUCAGGAGAAUGUAAUACGGGAGGCUGGCGCUAUUCUGCUUGGACCGAAUGUUCUAAAAGCUGUGAUGGUGGAACUCAGAGGAGAAGGGCUAUUUGUGUCAACACCCGAAAUGAUGUACUGGAUGACAGCAAGUGCACGCAUCAGGAGAAAGUCACCAUUCAGAGGUGCAGUGAGUUCCCUUGUCCACAGUGGAAAUCGGGAGACUGGUCAGAGUGCUUGGUCACCUGUGGAAAAGGGCAUAAGCACCGCCAGGUCUGGUGUCAGUUUGGCGAAGAUCGAUUAAACGAUAGAAUGUGUGACCCUGAGACCAAGCCAGCCUCCAUGCAGACUUGUCAGCAGCCGGAAUGUGCGUCCUGGCAGGCGGGUCCCUGGGGACAGUGCAGUGUCACUUGUGGACAGGGAUACCAGCUAAGAGCAGUGAAAUGCAUCAUUGGGACUUAUAUGUCAGUGGUAGAUGACAAUGACUGUAAUGCAGCAACUAGACCAACUGAUUCCCAGGACUGUGAAUUACCAUCUUGUCACCCGCCCCCAGCUGCCCCAGAAGCAAGGAGAAGCACACAUGGUGCACCACGAACCCAGUGGCGAUUUGGGUCUUGGACUCCAUGCUCCGCUACUUGUGGGAAAGGUACCCGGAUGAGAUAUGUCAGCUGCCGGGACGAGGAUGGUUCUGUGGCUGACGAGAGUGCCUGUGCAACCCUGCCUAGACCAGUGGCAAAGGAGGAAUGUUCUGUGACACCUUGUGGGCAGUGGAAGGCUUUGGACUGGAGCUCUUGCUCCGUGACGUGUGGGCAAGGUAGGGCAACCCGGCAAGUGGUAUGUGUCAACUACAGUGACCACGUGAUCGAUCAGAGCGAAUGCGACCCGGAUUAUGUCCCCGAGACUGACCAGGACUGUUCCAUGUCCCCAUGCCCUCAACGGACCCCAGACAGUGGCUUAGCUCAGCACCCUUUCCAAAACGAGGACUAUCGCCCCCGGAGCGCCAGCCCCAGCCGCACCCAUGUGCUCGGUGGAAACCAGUGGAGAACUGGCCCUUGGGGAGCAUGUUCCAGUACCUGUGCUGGCGGGUCCCAGCGGCGUGUUGUGGUGUGUCAGGAUGAAAAUGGAUACACUGCAAACGACUGUGUGGAGAGGAUAAAACCCGAUGAGCAAAGAGCCUGUGAAUCUGGCCCUUGUCCUCAGUGGGCGUAUGGCAGCUGGGGAGAGUGUACUAAGCUGUGUGGUGGAGGCAUGCGAACAAGACUGGUGGUCUGUCAGCGGUCCAACGGUGAACGUUUUCCAGAUCUGAGCUGUGAAAUUCUUGACAAACCUCCUGAUCGUGAGCAGUGUAACACACAUGCUUGUCCGCAAGAUGCUGCCUGGAGUACUGGCCCUUGGAGCUCGUGUUCUGUCUCUUGUGGUCGAGGGCAUAAACAACGAAAUGUUUACUGCAUGGCAAAAGAUGGAAGCCAUUUAGAAAGUGAUUACUGUAAACACCUUGCUAAGCCACAUGGGCACAGAAAGUGCCGAGGAGGAAGAUGCCCCAAAUGGAAGGCUGGCGCUUGGAGUCAGUGCUCUGUGUCCUGUGGCCGAGGCAUUCAGCAGAGGCAUGUGGGCUGUCAGAUCGGAACACACAAAAUAGCCAGAGAGACCGAAUGCAACCCGUACACCAGACCGGAGUCGGAACGUGCCUGCCGAGCCCCACCGUGUCCUCUCUACACUUGGAGGGCAGAGGAAUGGCAAGCAUGCACCAAGACCUGCGGCGAAGGCUCCAGGUACCGCAAGGUGGCGUGCGUGGAUGAGGGCAAAGGCCAGGUUCACAGCGCGCACUGCGACAUGGACACACGGCCUGCGGACCGGGAGAGCUGUAGUUUGCAGCCCUGCGAGUAUGUCUGGAUCACUGGAGAAUGGUCGGAGUGCUCAGUGACCUGUGGCAAGGGCUACAAACAAAGGCUCGUCUCGUGCAGCGAGAUCUACACCGGGAAGGAGAGCUACGAGUACAGCUACCAGACCGCCGUCAACUGCCCGGGCUCGCAGCCCCCCAGCGUCCACCCCUGCUACCUGAGGGAGUGCCCUGUCUUGGCCACCUGGAGAGUGGGCAACUGGGGCAGCUGCUCCGUGUCUUGUGGGGUUGGAGUGAUGCACAGGUCUGUGCAGUGUUUAACCAAUGAGGACCAGCCCAGCCACUUAUGUCCCACUGAUUUGAAGCCAGAAGAACGAAAAGCCUGCCAUAAUAGCUAUAGCUGUGAGUUACCCCAGAACUGCAAGGAGGUGAAAAGACUCAAAGGUGCCCAUGAAGAUGGUGAAUAUUUCCUGGUCAUCAGAGGAAAGCUCCUAAAGAUAUUCUGUGCAGGGAUGCAGUCUGACCGCCCCAAAGAAUAUGUGACGCUGGUUCAUGGUGACUCUGAGAAUUUCUCUGAGGUUUAUGGGCACAGGUUGCACAACCCAACAGAAUGUCCCUACAACGGGAGCCGACACGAUGACUGCCAGUGUCGGAAGGAUUACACAGCAGCUGGGUUUUCCAGCUUCCAGAAAAUCAGAAUAGACCUGACCAGCAUGCAGAUAAUCACCACUGACUUACAGUUUGCAAGGACAAGUGAAGGACAUCCCGUCCCUUUUGCCACAGCUGGGGAUUGCUACAGUGCCGCCAAGUGCCCACAGGGUCGUUUUAGCAUCAACCUUUAUGGAACGGGCCUGUCUGUAACUGAAUCUGCCAGAUGGAUAUCACAAGGGAAUUACGCUGUCUCUGACAUUAAGAAGUCACCAGAUGGUACCCGAGUCAUAGGAAAAUGCGGUGGUUACUGUGGAAAAUGUACUCCAUCCUCUGGUACUGGCCUGGAGGUUCGAGUUUUAUAGCAAAGGUGCUCUGAAGAGGAAGCCAUUUAGGGGAUGGAUGAAGGAUCGUAAUGCAAUACCUCCACCUUCAAUUUGGGUGCAUGUGUGUAUGAGGACUUGUAUGCUUGUGUGUGUGUGUGUGUGUGUGUGUGUGUGUGUGUGUGUGUGUGUGUGUACAUAUGCAUAUAAAUAUACAUAUAUACACAUACAUAUAUGUGCAUAUAUAUGUGUAUAUAUGUGGAAUAUCCUAAUGAUGUAAAGUUUAAUAUUUAUGUUUGAAAUUAUUUAUUGUGAUGUAAUAUUUUUGUACGUAAAAUGAUUCUAU
Messenger RNA from Cynocephalus volans (Philippine flying lemur), 6112 nucleotides. RefSeq names its product ADAM metallopeptidase with thrombospondin type 1 motif 9 (gene ADAMTS9). Gene Ontology annotation, cellular component: extracellular matrix. Gene Ontology annotation, molecular function: metalloendopeptidase activity; zinc ion binding. The coding region runs from base 1 to 5808 and encodes 1935 amino acids. The record is from RefSeq and is a predicted model, not a curated record. Lineage: Eukaryota; Metazoa; Chordata; Mammalia; Dermoptera; Cynocephalidae. Gene Ontology annotation, biological process: extracellular matrix organization; proteolysis. The transcript is spliced from 40 exons.